GAGCGCCGGCGCCGGGAAGGUGGAAGAUGGCUGGCAAGAAGAACGUUCUGUCGUCGCUAGCGGUUUACGCAGAGGAUUCGGAGCCCGAGUCGGACAGCGAGGCUGGGGUGGAAGCGGCUGGGAGCGCGACCGCAGCGGAGGAAAAAGGUGGCUUAGUGUCUGAAGCCUAUGGAGAGGAUGAUUUUUCUCGACUUGAGGGAGAUGAAGAUGGUUAUGAAGAAGAGGAUGAAGAAAACAGCAGACAGUCGGAAGAUGACGAUUCAGAGACUGAAAAACCUGAGGCUGAUGACCUAAAGGAGUUUUCAGAACUGGAAAAGCGAGAUCCCCAGGAGCUGGUCGCUUCCUUCUCUGAGAGAGUCAGGAACAUGUCUCCUGAUGAGAUUAAAAUCCCCCCAGAGCCACCUGGCAGAUGCUCAAAUCACCUCCAGGACAAGAUACAGAAAUUAUAUGAGCGGAAGAUAAAGGAAGGGAUGGAUAUGAACUACAUUAUUCAGAGGAAGAAGGAAUUUCGGAAUCCCAGCAUCUAUGAGAAGCUUAUCCAGUACUGCUCAAUCGAUGAGCUUGGCACCAAUUAUCCCAAGGAUAUGUUUGACCCCCAUGGAUGGUCUGAGGACUCCUACUACGAGGCUUUAGCCAAAGCACAGAAGAUUGAAAUGGACAAAUUGGAAAAAGCCAAAAAGGAGAGAACCAAAAUUGAGUUUGUGACGGGCACCAAGAAGGGCACCACAACCAAUGCCGCUGCCACUACAACCACUACAGCCAGCACCGCAGCUACAGAUGCUCAGAAGAGAAAGAGUAAGUGGGAUUCUGCCAUCCCGGUGACAACGAUAGCCCAGCCUACCAUCCUUACCACCACAGCCACCCUGCCAGCCGUUGUCACCGUGACAACUAGUGCUAGUGGCUCCAAGACCACAGUCAUCUCAGCCGUGGGCACCAUUGUGAAGAAAGCCAAGCAGUGAUGGACCCGGUACAGGGUUGGACAUACUACUUCUUGAAGGACAGGAAAUGCUACCCCAAGACCUUGCCAAGACUGUGACCCCAAGAUGUGAAAUGCCCGCUUGGACAUAGCAACCCAUGCAGUCACUGGACUAAGGCUUUCCAAAGAGCUUCCCAUCAACCAGGGAUGGGUUUCUGUCUUGCCAACCCUCACAAAACAUUCUCUUUCUAAUCUUAGAGAGAGAAUCUGUUGCCCAGUCAUCCAGAAGGACCCUUGUUGCCGAUCAGGGCAGUACAGACUGCUUACAGCCAUGUUAAUUUGGCAUCCAUUGCUCUAUUAAAAGUGCUGUAUCAAUAUA
Messenger RNA from Trichosurus vulpecula (common brushtail), 1295 nucleotides. RefSeq names its product SAP30 binding protein (gene SAP30BP). The coding region runs from base 27 to 959 and encodes 310 amino acids. Gene Ontology annotation, cellular component: nucleus. The transcript is spliced from 11 exons. The record is from RefSeq and is a predicted model, not a curated record. Lineage: Eukaryota; Metazoa; Chordata; Mammalia; Diprotodontia; Phalangeridae. Gene Ontology annotation, biological process: regulation of DNA-templated transcription.